Molecule: messenger RNA, 2103 nt
Organism: Megalopta genalis
Lineage: Eukaryota; Metazoa; Arthropoda; Insecta; Hymenoptera; Halictidae
Product: ribophorin I
Cellular component (GO): membrane; oligosaccharyltransferase complex
Source: RefSeq, a predicted model, not a curated record
UCCAUUCCCCACACUCCAUAUUCCAUCAACCGCCACGUCUGUGUUAUGUGCCGACUGUAUAACGCACGCCGGUUUAUCGGAAAUAUUGAAAGACAAUAUAAUAUAAUAUAAUAAGUUGAAGAGAAUUAAUACGGUAAAAAGUAUGUUUCGAUAUAAUUUAAUUACACUAAUAUGGAGUGUCGGAUUGUUUCUCGGAUUUCAUAUCCAAUCUCUUACUGCUACUGAUGUCAUUGACUCGGAUCUCGUUCUUAAAAAUGUGGAGAAGCAUAUUGAUUUGCAAUCUCAGUUAACAAAAAUUACAACUAGACUCGUUCUGGAAAAUGGAAGCAAAGAUCGACACAUACGAAGUUUCCUAUUUUCAUUGGAAUCUAAACAGAAAAGUAGUCUAAGCUAUAUAGCUGCAUAUAGAGAACCAGUACGAGUUGAGCUAAAAUUGGCUGAAGUAAAGAUAAACACGCAUCCAGAUAAAAUUUUUUAUAAAAUUGAAUUAAAAGAUCCGCUCUCUCCUGGAAGAACUAUGUCUGUUGAUAUAGAAAUGGUAUUAAGUCAUGAACUUAUACCUCAUCCUAAAGAAAUUACCCAAAAGGAAAAGCAAUUGGUAAAAUACAUGGGGAAUAUUUAUCUUUAUUCACCGUAUACUAUAAUGAAGCUAACAACAACAGUAUCUUUACCAUCACGCAAUGUUGAAAGUUAUACUAAAUUUAAACCAGUUUCACAAAGUGAUUCAAUGAUCACUUAUGGUCCAUAUGAAAAACUUUCUCCAUUUUCAUACGAGGAAUUAAAUAUACAUUUUGAAAAUAAUAAUAAAUUCCUCACUGUUAUCAAACUUGAAAGAAGCAUCGAAAUAUCUCAUUGGGGAAAUAUUGCAGUAGAAGAACAUAUUGAUUUAUUGCACACUGGAGCCUUAUUGAAAGGUUCGUUCUCCCGUUACGAUUAUGCCAGAGAAACCAAAUCAGGACAGGCCAGUAUUCAAAGUUUUGAUACCAUUUUACCUGCAGCUGCUUCUGAUAUUUAUUAUAGAGAUGAAAUUGGAAAUAUUUCCACGUCACAUACUCGUAUUAAGAAAGAUUCUGUGGAAUUAAAUCUUCGUCCACGUUUUCCACUCUUUGGUGGUUGGAAAACUCGAUAUAUAGUUGGUUAUAAUGUACCUAGUUACGAGUAUCUAUUUCAUUCUGGAGAUCAAUACACAUUGGAGAUGAGACUUUUGGAUCAUGUAUUCGAUGAUAUGGCAGUAGAUGAAUUAGUUGUAAAAAUUAUAUUGCCAGAAGGUUCGAAGAAUAUUGAGCUAAACCUACCAUACGCAGCAACACGUUUACCAGACUCUCUUUACUACACAUAUUUGGAUACUACUGGUCGUCCAGUAAUCUCUAUUACAAAGAAAAACUUAGUUGAGAAUCAUAUUCAGGAUUUUAAACUAAAGUACACAUUUCCGCGUGUAUUGAUGUUGCAAGAACCGUUACUAGUAGCAGCAGCGCUAUACCUGCUCUUUUUAUUAGUAAUCACUUAUGUAAGACUUGAUUUUUCAAUAGACAAGGACGAGCUUUCAGAAAGUAAAUUAAGAAUAGCUGGUCAGUGUGAAAAAAUUUUAGCUGUUCAAGAUCGACGUGUGACAUCAUACAAUGAAUUAGAUUAUCACCUAGCAAAUCUCAAAACGAAUAAGGAUGCCAAUGCAUUUUUGUCCGUUGUUAAAGGCAUCAAUAAAGAAUACAAAACUGCCACAAAUGCUAUUGCAGAAAUUGCUCAACGAUUGAAAGGAGAAUCUGGCGAUAUAUACGAUCGUGUGCAGGAAUUACAAAAACAUGACAAAACAUUGAAAGAACUUUACAAUCAACAACAAGCACUUUAUGUAGACAAAUUAGUACCAGGAAAAAUAGGACGUCAGCAAUUUGUAGAAGCAGAAGCAGUUAUUGCUAGGAAGAAAGAAGAAUGCAUUGAGAAAAUUAAUUCUAUUGUGAAAUCUUUACAGUAAUAAAAUCUUUGAGCACAACUGAAGACUUAAAGAAAAUAAUUUAAAAUACUAAUUGCAAUCUUUUUAUGAUAAGUUAAAGUAAACAUUUUUCUGUACAAUAAGUUAAGAUUUGUAAUAAAGAAAUAUAAAUCAUA